Molecule: messenger RNA, 1719 nt
Organism: Esox lucius (northern pike)
Lineage: Eukaryota; Metazoa; Chordata; Actinopteri; Esociformes; Esocidae
Gene: upk1a
Product: uroplakin 1a
Exons: 8
Coding region: 25-867 (280 amino acids)
Cellular component (GO): membrane
Source: RefSeq, a predicted model, not a curated record
CUGUGCCGAGUGUUCAUUCUUUGAAUGUGGACAUCUCAUCCACCACUCUAUAAUUACCAAGAGUGCACCGACAUGUUCCCAGAUGUCUCACAGAGCCGUUGCUUUAGAACAUUUCUCAUUUUGGGCAAUGUGGUCACUUCGUUCUGUGGGAUUGCCUUGAUGGCCAUGUGUAUCUUCUUCAUAUUGGAUCAAGACGGAUUGUAUAUUUUGGUGUUUGCCACCGGAAAUGACAGCAUCUGGAGAGGAGCCUGGAUAGGCCUCUUCACUGGGUUUGCCCUUUUCUGCACGUCUGUCUUUGGAAUAGCUGCCAUAGUUAUGUCGAAAAGAAAUAUCCUACUGGCUUACAUCCUACUGAUGGUGAUCAUAUAUGCCUUUGAGGCGGCAUCAGCUAUUACAUCAGCAACGCACAAAGACUGGUUGGUUCCCAACCUCUUCCUGAAGCAAAUGCUACAGCACUACAACAACCCAAUGUCUGAUAGUUUGUUCCACACCCAGGGCCAGGGAUAUGCCAACACAGGGAUAACAGCCACAUGGGACCGGAUUAUGAAUGACUCCAGGUGCUGUGGAGUGUACGGACCAGAGGACUGGGUGAAGUACGAGUCCUACUUCAGACAGCAGCACACAGAUGCUGAUUAUCCUUGGCCCAGACAGUGCUGUCAGCGUGAUGCUAUGGGAGCCAUCUUCCAUGUUGAGGCCUGCAAAAUUGGGGUCAGCCCUUUCCUGCAUACUCAGGGUUGUUAUGAUUACAUUGCUGGUCCUUUGAUGAGACACAGCUUUGGUGUCUCUUGGUUUGGAUUUGCCAUAUUAUGUUGGAUGUUCUUUGUGAUACUGGGAGUACUUUUCCACUACACUCAGGUGAAUUUCUGAGGAUGACCAUCAAAGAAUGCUUCAAAUAAACUUCAUCAUAGACAUACAGUUCUAUGAGUAGUUCUGCAAGUAUUGGUCUACAAAUAAACUUCAAUUAAAUAUAUUUACUCUUUCUUAUCAAAUUAAUAGAAACCAUAUAUCAAUUUACUCAAUAACAUUUUAUUUUUCAAAUGAACUUUCUCAAAACAAAACAAUGAUAUUAUCAAGUACAAUGAUCUGUACUCUUAACAUUUUGUUCCUCAAAACUGAGAGCUUGCAACCCUGACUUGAAAUCCACCGGUGUGUAUUAUGUACCACACCAAUUAUACAAGUGGACUGCUACUUAUUCAACUACAAGCACACCUCGUUGUUGUUACGUAAUUAUUAUAUAAUUAUGCAUAACCGUUAUGUAAUCCUGCAGACCGGUAUGGAGCUGAGAUGACAAAGGAAACACAUUGUACUAUCAAACAUUAGGCUGAACAUUUAUAACCAACUGAUUUAGCUAAUUUGAAAAACUAAUUUAAAGCUUGUGAUUUUUUAUUUUUUAUUUAGCCAUAUGCUCAUAUGAUUCUCUUUGUUUAACCUUUAGAUCAUGUUUUUCAGAUAUGUUGUCAAAAUAAAUAAGUUUGGGCAAAUCUUUCUAUGAACAAAUCCCUACACAAUACGUUAUGUGUGUAUUCUUAAUUUCCAUAUCUUUCCGUGGCUGUACACAGCUAAUCCAUCAAUGUUUGUUCAAUACACAAUUGUACAUGUUACUAGUGUCAUUAUGUCAACACAGCUGCAAAUAAUUAGUAUCCCUGUUCUGUUUAACUUUUCACAACAUUCAUUGCAUAGUGUUUGAGUCCUCUCUUUGACAAUUUACAAUUGUGUCAU